GCUCCCCCCCCUCCCCCACCAAGCCACACUAUAUAUCUCAGUCCUCCCAAUUUUCACCCUUUCUGCAGCCACAAAAACACAGGUUCUAUUGUGUGUAUUUCUGUGUCUUGUGUGAAAAAACCGAGAACAAACAAUCAAAUCACACACCCGCCAUGGAACUGGUGGUGAUGUUUACGUCCAUACUAAUCAUAUCCCUGUAUUUCAUCCUGAAAGUCGCAUACGAAACGCUAUCCUGUUACUGGCUGACUCCGAGACGCAUCAAGAAAAUAAUGGAAAAACAAGGAGUGCGUGGCCCGAAACCCCGGUUUCUAGUCGGCAACAUCCUGGACAUGGCGUCCCUCGUUGCCAAAUCCACCUCCCAGGACAUGGAUUCAAUCAGCCACGACAUCGUCGGUCGCCUCCUCCCCCACUACGUCGCCUGGUCCAAGUCCUAUGGAAAAAGGUUCAUAUACUGGAAUGGGGUUGAGCCCCGAAUGUGCCUAACGGAAACCGAGCUGAUCAAAGAACUCCUGUCCAAAUACAGCACGAUUUCGGGGAAAUCGUGGCUCCAGCAACAGGGCUCGAAGCAUUUCAUUGGCCGCGGCCUGCUGAUGGCCAAUGGCGACGAUUGGUACCACCAGCGACAUAUCGUGGCGCCGGCAUUCAUGGGCGACAAACUUAAGAGCUAUGCGGGGUACAUGGUGGAUUGCACUAAGCAGAUGCUCCAAUCGCUGGAGAAUGCAGUGGAAAAGGGGCAGACGGAGUUUGAGAUAGGCGAACACAUGACCCGUCUGACGGCUGAUAUCAUUUCCAGGACUGAGUUCGAUAGCAACUACGAAAAGGGAAAGCAGAUAUUCCAUCUGCUUACCCUUCUGCAACAUCUUUGUGCUCGAGCAACCCGGCAUUUGUGCUUUCCUGGUAGCAGGUUCUUGCCCAGCAAGUACAACAGAGAAAUAAAAUCACUGAAAAUGGAGGUGGAGCGGCUGCUGAUGGAGAUCAUCCAGAGCCGGAAAGACUGCGUGGAGAUAGGCCGGAGCAGUUCCUACGGCAACGAUUUGCUCGGAAUGCUGCUCAACGAAAUGCAGAAGAAGAGAUCAGGCAACGGCUUCAGCUUAAACUUUCAACUCAUAAUGGACGAAUGCAAAACGUUCUUCUUCGCCGGCCACGAGACGACGGCGCUGCUGCUCACCUGGACGGUGAUGCUGUUGGCGAGCAACCCAUCUUGGCAGGAAAGGGUUAGAGCCCAGGUGAAAGAGGUCUGCGGUGGCGGCGCGCCUUCUGUUGAGCACCUCUCCAAGCUGACUCUGUUAAACAUGGUGAUAAACGAAUCACUGCGACUGUAUCCACCGGCGUCGCUGCUUCCUCGAAUGGCGUUCGAAGACAUAAAGCUGGGCGACCUCCACAUCCCAAAGGGUCUGUCGAUAUGGAUCCCAGUUCUCGCAAUUCACCACAGUGAGGACAUAUGGGGCAAGGAUGUAAACGAGUUCAACCCGGAUCGAUUCGCUUCGAGAUCAUCCGGGUCGGGCCGACAUUUCAUCCCAUUUGCAGCCGGCCCGAGGAACUGCAUAGGCCAAGCCUUUGCCCUAAUGGAAGCCAAGAUUAUACUAGCCAUGUUGGUGUCAAGAUUCAGCUUCACCAUCUCUGAAAAUUACCGUCAUGCCCCUGUAGUUGUCCUCACGAUGAAGCCUAAGUAUGGAGUUCAAAUCCGUUUGAAACCCUUGAGCACUCCAUGAAAAAUCCAUUAAAGAAAAUAUUAAUUUUGGCUCGAGAUCAAAUUUUAUUUUCUUUUAUCUUUUUUUAUAUAAAAAUACAAGCAAUCCUUCUGUAA
This is a messenger RNA of Sesamum indicum (sesame), 1807 nucleotides long. RefSeq names its product cytochrome P450, family 735, subfamily A, polypeptide 1 (gene CYP735A1). Gene Ontology annotation, molecular function: oxidoreductase activity, acting on paired donors, with incorporation or reduction of molecular oxygen; iron ion binding; monooxygenase activity. The record is from RefSeq and is a predicted model, not a curated record. NCBI's taxonomy places the organism in Eukaryota, Viridiplantae, Streptophyta, Magnoliopsida, Lamiales, Pedaliaceae.